AUGAUUCUUCGGGCUGGAUUAUUAAUAAUCGCAGCGGUCAGACCUUUAUGUCCACAAAUUUACCACGCAGCGCAUCACUCACCGAAACUAAGCAACCUUUUAGACAAGAAUUUCCUGUUUAUAGCACCAAAAACCAACUUUGUUAGUAGAAAAAUGUCCACUGACGCUGUCAAGUAUGACUUCGCUGUGAUUGGAGGAGGCCCAGGAGGCAUGGCUGCGGCCAAAGAGGCAGCCAGAUUGGGGGCAAAAGUAAUUAUUUUUGACCAUGUAAAACCCUCGCAUAGGGGCACUUCUUGGGGAUUUGGCGGGGUCUGUGUUAACGUGGGUUGUGUACCUAAGAAACUUAUGCAUUAUGCGUCACUUUUGGGCGUUGCAAGACAGGAUAUUAAAAAGCUAGGCUAUCAAAUAAACGAUGUAGAUUCCACAAUAAAUUGGACUACGAUCAAAGACUUGGUGUCUAACUACAUAAAGAUGCUUAAUUUUUCAUAUCGUUCUUCACUCAUUGUCAAGGGAGUUAAAUAUGUAAACAGGCGCGUAUCGCUUAAAUCUGCCAAUGAAAUAACAUACACUGACACGGAUGGCCGUGAAAUUGUUGUUUGUGCCAAAUACAUACUACUUGCUAUAGGCGACAGGCCGCAUACACCACCUGAGAUUGAUAAGAGUUUAGUCAUUACUUCUGAUGACUUGUUUUACUUAAAUAAUGAUCCGGGAAAGACGUUAGUUGUGGGAGCUUCAUAUGUUGCUUUGGAAUGCGCAGGCUUUUUGACAGGAAUGGGUUAUCACGUAACAGUUGCUGUUAGAUCCAUUGUUUUGCGAGGUUUUGAUAGGCAGUGUUCAGAGAAGGUGGCAAACUUGAUGGAAAACACCGGAACCCACUUCAAAUAUGGGAUUCUACCAAUCAAUAUUGUUAAAGAAUGCGAUGGAAAACUUAAAGUAGUCUUUUCAGACAACUCAAUAGAUACCUUUGACACCGUACUAUACGCAACUGGUAGAUCGCCAGAUCUAGCAGAUAUGAAUUUACAAAAUGUUGGCAUUCAGUUAUCCCCAAAUGGGAGAAUUAUAGCUGAAAAUGAUCAAACUUCAGUGCCUAACGUGUUUGCUGUUGGCGAUAUCGUAGAGAAUCGUCCCCAAUUGGCUCCAGUUGCAAUUAAAGCUGGGGAAAUGCUAUCUCGUAGGCUAUUUGGUAACUCAAAACAAAUGAUGGAUUAUUCAAAUAUACCUACAACAAUAUUUACCCCUUACGAAUUUUCCACUUGUGGUCUAAGUGAAGAACAGGCUAUUGACAAGUAUGGAGAAAACAAUUUAACCAUAUAUUUGAGCGAGUUCACAAGUUUGGAACAGUCUCUAGCACAUAGGAUGAAGACAAGGCAUUUGAUUACUGACGAAUUUGAUACUGACCUUCCUCCUACAUGUUUGAGCAAGUUGAUUGUGGAAAAGGGCACUGAUUUGGUUGUUGGAAUUCAUUUUGUUGGUCCAAAUGCAGGUGAAGUAAUGCAGGGAAUGGCAUUAGCUAUGAAACUAGGAGUUAAAAAGUCGGAUUUUGAUUUAACACUGGGUAUCCAUCCAACGGAUGCAGAGAGUUUUAUGAAUUUGAAUGUGACGAAGGAUUCGGGUGAGUCCUGGGUAUCAUCCGGUGGUUGUGGUGGGGGCAAGUGUGGUUGA
Babesia microti strain RI is the source of this 1662-nucleotide messenger RNA. Its product is annotated as thioredoxin reductase (NADPH). Bases 1 to 1662 code for a protein of 553 amino acids. The record is from RefSeq and is a predicted model, not a curated record. NCBI's taxonomy places the organism in Eukaryota, Apicomplexa, Aconoidasida, Piroplasmida, Babesiidae. Gene Ontology annotation, biological process: cellular response to oxidative stress; cell redox homeostasis; glutathione metabolic process. Gene Ontology annotation, molecular function: flavin adenine dinucleotide binding; glutathione-disulfide reductase (NADPH) activity; thioredoxin-disulfide reductase (NADPH) activity. Gene Ontology annotation, cellular component: mitochondrion; cytosol. The transcript is spliced from 8 exons.